This is a messenger RNA of Hyaloperonospora brassicae, 825 nucleotides long. The record is from the annotation of a GenBank genome assembly. NCBI's taxonomy places the organism in Eukaryota, Oomycota, Peronosporomycetes, Peronosporales, Peronosporaceae.
AUGGUCAUCACGACGACGUACUCGAGCAGCGAACUCCUGUCGUCGUUCGCGCAGCACGCGGCCGGGAACAGCGCGCGCCCCACAAUGCUGCAGCCGCCUUUGCCCCCUCUGCACGCGUCGCACGUGACUCUGCUGCACCAUCCCUGUGCCCUGCUGGACACGCCCUCUCCGCCCGUGUCGCACGUGCUGCCCCACUUGACGCUGCCAGGCCACAGCGUCAUGGGGCUGGACGCGCCGCACAAGCGCUCGCCGCUGCUGUGCGGCUACCCGAGCAAAAAGUGCUGGAGCUGGCGCGUGGAAAAGCGCAAUGGCGAGCUGCACAAGUUCUGCGAGUACCAUCGGCAGAAGGCCAAUACGAACCAGCGCCGCAUGGAGCAACGGCGCAAACAAGGGCGACCGGCCUCGCCACGGGCCAAGCCGCACGUCAGCGGGCGGCGCUCGCCCAAAGUCUCGGCGGCUAUAAAGCUCGAGACGGUGCUCCACGUUGGGCUGGACCCGGUCAUGGUGACAAAGUGGGGCGCCCGCGCUGGAGCGGGGGCUGCCAUGUCUGCGUCGUCGUUGUCUCCUGCUGCUACUGCUACUGGCAGUCCGCGCGGCAUCGACGGCUUUGAUGAUGGCAGCUCUGCCGAAGACGACGUCGCGAUGCUCUCGUGGAUGGACGCAGAGCUGGACGUUGGCAUGGGCAUGGACGCCGCAGUGGAGUACAUGAUGGCGGACGCCCCGGUGAUCGACGUCGAGCCGUCGGACACGCCCGUGGACUUGUUCGAAGAAGACCUCUUCUUCCUCGAGCACUUUAUCGACGAGAUCUCGCACAGCGCCGUGUGA